Molecule: messenger RNA, 1419 nt
Organism: Diabrotica virgifera virgifera (western corn rootworm)
Lineage: Eukaryota; Metazoa; Arthropoda; Insecta; Coleoptera; Chrysomelidae
Exons: 2
Coding region: 72-1088 (338 amino acids)
Source: RefSeq, a predicted model, not a curated record
UCGGACACUACUCUUAAAGUUACUAAAAGUGCACCAUUAUAAUAACUGUUUUAUACAACGCAACGUGAAAAAUGGCCAAGGUAUUUAACAAAGAUGCACUGCAUUCUUGGAUUCAGCGUUCCAUAUGUACAGAAAACUUCACUUUUAAUGUGGAAAAUACUACCCAAAAAGGAGAGGGUUACGUAGGGGAACUAUUUUUCGUUAAAAUUGAUUUACAACAACCGAUGAACGGCAACGACGUCCUUCAUCUGGUCGUAAAAACAAACAGGAAGAAUCCUGGAUCAGAUAGAUCUAUUCCUAUAGUGCAGGAUCUUUGCAAGAGAGAAGUAUUCUUUUACGAUACAAUUCUUAAAGAAUACCAGGAAUUUCAAAAUAACAAAAAGUUUCCAGUUCUUUUAGACCUGGUACCCAAGUGUUUUAAUACGUUUUCAGAAAAUGACAAUGAAGUUAUUAUUUUAGAAAAUUUAAAGAAAGAGGGUUAUGUGCUACAUUCAAGAGAAGAGCCCAUGAAUAUUCUCCAUCUGGAAAUGGGCUUAAAAUCUUACGCAAAGUUACAUGCCAUAUCUUUUGCUCUGAAAAACCAAAAGAGAGACAUUUUUGAAAAUAUAUCAAAGACUUGUAGCUCCUUAGUGAAAGAGAUGUUUCUAACCUCUAAAAAAUUGUUUGAUACAAAGACACAUCUGUUAGUAGAGACUCUAAAAGAAGCUGGUAGACCUGAUUUGUCGACCGUGUAUGAGAAGUAUAUAAACGAAAAAAGUAUUUAUAACAGAUUUAUGGAUGUAGGUGAUACCGUUUCCAAAGAUCAAGCCUUAAUCCAUGCUGACUGCCACAAUGGGAAUAUGAUGUUUCAAUAUAAGACCGACGAUAAAACUGUUCCACUUCGCAUGGUUUUGUUAGAUUUUCAAGCAGUUUGUCUUCACUCACCAGUAAUCGAUGUGUCCUUUUUUCUAUGGAACAAUAUAUCACCAAGUGAAGCUCAGAAAAUCAGAUAUUUUGUAGAAUAUUACUAUACUGAGUUUUGCUCAUAUCUAAACCAACUAGGAAGUGAUGCUAAGUAUUUCCCCGAAGCAUUUUCGAAGAACAUUUAAAAAUAUAUCUGCCAUAUGGAUGGUUUUUUACACUAGCAUUUUUAGAAUUAUUGUAUCUCGACAAUGAUGACACACCAGCUCUUUUUGAAGAAGAAACCAACGAGUUUUUUGGAGGUUUAUCUAAUGACCUAAAAAUCAAAUCACGGGACAAAUACUUGAAACGUCUUGUGGCAUUAGUGGAUAGCUUUUUCAAUGGUCCAUUUGCGUAAACAAAAAAUGAUUCUGGAUUUUUGGGUAAUACCGACUAUUACAGUAAAAAUAUUUUUGUAAUAAUUUUAUUUAUUUAGCGAAUUUAUUGUUACAAUACGAUAAAAUACAUAUAUAAAUAUAA